AUGAAGCAAAGAAUUACAUACUUGUUGUACGAGGCUGGCGGAGUCGACCCUGCGACACUGGACGUCAGUAACGACUCGAUAAAGUUGCCAGGCCUCAAGGCUGCUAAAGAAUGGAGAGUUACGCUGGGCACACGAGAACUGCCAAAAGAAGUAUGGAGGUGCCUCCCUUUUCGAGCCUAUUUGAAAUCGAACAAUCAAGCUAACGAUUUUGUUUUCUUAAGNGUCGUUGAUGUACUUGAAAACAGCCAUGAAAUUCACAUACGCUGGUCUGCCGAGUGGAACUACGAUGCUGUAACACCUUUUUCGUCAAGAGUUCCGUCUGGCUUCCAUGUUUUCUAUACCCCUGGAGAAAGUGCAUCUACGGAUACACUAUGCCCUUUGCUCGGCAAAGUCUUUGGUGAAACUGUUGAAUGUUCAUCCGUAGAGGUACUACCUCUCCUCUCGUUGAAUCAUGCUGAAUCACAUACUGACUACCCUUUUCCCGUUCAGAAGUCAUUUUCAACUCCCCAAGUCUUGUCUGAACGCUUUGCUAUGUCCGCAAAGUACCAGUACUAUAAGCCCCUAGCGCGUCUAACAAAAUUCAUCGGCUAUAUCUCAUCAGCUCUCUGCGACCCGUCGGACGCAGCUUGCCACAAUCAGGUCACAUCUCUUGCUCAAGCCAGCUCCUUGGAUAUCGACUAUGACACAAUAUCACACGCGCUUCGUGUCAACGCAUACUGGGACUGGGCUGUUGCAGCCGAUGGCACGCAAGGUGUUUGGGAUGAGACUCUACGUUUGCAGCCUUCUUCAGACGCUAUCGAAGUCGGCGUCUUGAACGUUGAGAAGCCGACUGAGGAAGGAGAGAUUGCACUAAGUGGGCUGCUCACUGUGGUGGGUGAAGACACCAAGCCCAGUGCGACCAUGUUUUCCUUCCCGUCAAGACAUCAUGCUGCGUCAAAGCAGUCUGCAGAACUAACUUUCGAGACGUCGUUCCGUCAACCAACUGGACUACAUCCUACCUUGGAGCUCAAGUUUCCUGGGGAUGCCCUCGUACAACCAGAUGAGUCUUGUGCACUGCACGCUUACCUUACACUACCAUCUUCGGUCUUUAUAGACCGCUAUCAACUGUCCGAUCCUCUGUUCCUCGCAUCGCAAAAACUAGUCGCUCUGCGCAGUCUCAGCGGUGCCACUGACCUUGAAGCUCCCGUCUGGACAACACCACAGUGGGGCUCGGCGGCACUACUUGAGCUCGCACAUCCUGAAUCGCCACUUAUAAACAACGACACCUGGACUGUGACGGUUCCACUGCACACACGCUACAUGCUACCCUCUACGGAUGGCACACAUGCGGCACACAUCCCUUGGCCAGCAAUCUUCUGGGCUUGUGAAGCCGAAGACGGGCUGAAAAUGGCCGUGAACCCAUUCGAUCGCACAAACAUUGGUUUUGAUGGGCUCUUCGGACCCAAGACUCUGUUCCAUCAUAUCGGUGCUUCGGCUGAGACGAAGACAUUGAUGGAGACGCUCGAGAUACCUGUGUUGGACGAAAGUAAGACUAGGUUCGUCGAAGUGGGUACCGGAGUUGCUGUAUUGCUCGGGUUUUUAUGGGUGAUGUGGUGUUUGGUCAGGCCAGCUGGUAAAGAAGUUGCGAAGGCCGGCAAGAAAGAGUAA
Aureobasidium vineae is the source of this 1647-nucleotide messenger RNA. The record is from the annotation of a GenBank genome assembly. NCBI's taxonomy places the organism in Eukaryota, Fungi, Ascomycota, Dothideomycetes, Dothideales, Saccotheciaceae.